CCCUCAUCACCACCACCAUCAUCUCCACCACCUCAAUCACCUCCUCCAUCGUCUCCAUCACCAUCUUCCCCUCCUCCAUCUUCUCCGUCUCCGACUCCACCUUCUAACACUUCCCCAUCUCAACCAUCACAAUCACCACCACCACCACCACAACCACAGUCAUCACAGGCUCCACCUAACAACUCACCAUUGCCUCCAAACCAGGGUGUCUUUUCUCCUCCUCCUCCUCCUCCUCCGACGUCACAUCAUCAUCAUAAAUCAUCACCCUCGAACAACGGCAACAAUACAAAUGAUAACAAUGGGAAUCAAUUGAGCGUGGGUGGUAUAAUAGCAGUUGCAGGUGCAGCUUGUAUAAUCCUCCUUGUCAUUAUCCUACUCUGCGUUAUAUGUACAAGAAGGAAGAAGAGAUCACAACCUCAUCACAUUCAUUACUACCCUACUCCAGCACACGGUGCAAAUCAGUAUAUGUACAACAAUGGUGAGCAUGUGCUUAAUAUUCCUCCACCAGCUCAAGGUGGUGGUUGGACUCCAACACCUCCAAAAAAAACACCUCCAAAAAUGACACCUUCAAAAAAGACACCUCCGCACCAGGUUAGUAGCAGUGAGUUGACCAACUCCAGUUACUCUGGCCCAGUAGAUCCUGUAUUGCCACCACCACACCCAACGGUUGCACUUGGGUUCAACCAGAGCUCAUUCAGUUAUGAAGAGUUAUCAACUGCCACCGGUGGGUUUUCAAAACAAAACUUGUUGGGUCAAGGUGGGUUUGGAUAUGUACAUAAAGGUAUUCUCCCUAAUGGUAAGGAAAUAGCGGUGAAGAGCCUUAAAUCAACUGGUGGACAAGGUGACAGAGAAUUUCAAGCUGAGGUUGAUACUAUAAGCCGUGUACAUCAUCGCUAUCUUGUCUCGCUUGUUGGCUAUUGCAUUUCUGAAUCUAAAAAGCUUCUUGUUUAUGAAUUCGUUCCCAACAAGACCCUUGAUUAUCACCUUCAUGGAAAGGGUCGACCUGUGAUGGAUUGGGCCACAAGGCUUAAAAUUGCGGUUGGAUCCGCCAAAGGACUUGCUUAUUUACACGAGGACUGUCACCCUAGAAUCAUUCACCGAGACAUCAAGGGUGCAAACAUUCUAAUUGAAAACAACUUUGAAGCCAAAGUGGCAGAUUUUGGAUUGGCAAAAUUUACUCAAGACACUAACACUCAUGUUUCUACUCGUGUGAUGGGAACAUUUGGGUAUAUGGCUCCUGAGUAUGCAUCAAGUGGUAAGCUAACUGAUAAAUCUGAUGUCUUCUCGUAUGGUGUUAUGCUUUUGGAGCUCAUAACAGGACGACGGCCAGUCGGUACCGCCGGCAGUGAUUACGAGGAAGAUAGUUUAGUUGAUUGGGCUAGACCACUUUGUUCAAAAGCACUGGAAUAUGGAAUAUAUCUUGGAUUGGUGGAUCCACGUUUAGAGGAAAAUUAUGAGAAACAAGAUAUGACACGUAUGGUAGCUUGUGCUUCUGCUUGUGUUAGGCACUCAGGAAGAAGGCGUCCAAGAAUGAGUCAGAUUGUACGGGUACUGGAAGGAGAUGCUUCACUAGAAGUGCUUAUAAACCAGGAUGGAGUGAAACCUGGACAUAGUGCUAUGUACAGUAGCGCAAGUGGAGAUUAUGAUGCAGGGACAUACAGUGCUGACAUGAAAAAGUUCCGGAAACUAGCAUUGGAAAGUAGCACAGGGAGCAGUGAGUACGGUGCAACUAGUGAGUAUGGACUCAACCUUUCCGCCUCGAGCAGUGAUCAAUCUUCUGUUGAUUAUACUAGGAGGACGGUAACUGGAACCGGAGGCGGAUCAAAAUUCCAUGAAAAAUAAAGCCUGAUAUGAUCCUAUUUUAUUUGUUAACUAGCUAGAUAGCUAGCAAAAGUAACAGCUGAUUAUCUAGCGAUAUGAUUUUAAUUCAGGCCAUGGCAUAAAAUUAGUGCCACAGGGAAAGAAAUACAUGACAGAGUUAUAUUCUUUUGUGA
Medicago truncatula (barrel medic) is the source of this 1994-nucleotide messenger RNA. RefSeq names its product proline-rich receptor-like protein kinase PERK7. The transcript has 8 exons. Gene Ontology annotation, biological process: protein phosphorylation. Bases 466 to 1842 code for a protein of 458 amino acids. Gene Ontology annotation, molecular function: protein kinase activity; ATP binding. NCBI's taxonomy places the organism in Eukaryota, Viridiplantae, Streptophyta, Magnoliopsida, Fabales, Fabaceae. The record is from RefSeq and is a predicted model, not a curated record.